AUGGUCAUGGAUCCAGGUGUUUCUGAUCAUUCACCGUUGAGUGUAGUAUUCCAGGAGCAAAGAUGUAGAUCAACCAAAUCGUUUAAAUUCUUAAAUUGUCUUGCUGAGCAUAAAGAAUUUAUACCACUUGUGGUGGAAGCAUGGAGGUGUAAUACACAGAAGAGAGGUAUGCACGGCGUCUGGAUGAGACUCAAGAAUACUAAGGAAUUUCGAAAUGUUGCUGAGAAAAUAAAAACUGCUAGGACUUGCAUUGCAGAACUGCAAGAAAGUAUGAGAACUGAUCACCAGGAUGUAGCUUUUGCGCACGAGAAGGCACUAAGGGGUGAGCUGGAAAAAUGGAACUUGGUUGAAGAGAGUAUACUUAAACAAAAAUCAAGGGUAAAUUUGUUGAAAUUAGGGGAUGAAAACAACUCAUUUUUCUUUGUUAACAUAAAGAAUAGAGUGGCACAAAAUAGCAUCAAUAAGAUGGUCUCACUAUCAGGAACAAUGUUACAGAAACAAGAGGAAAUUGAGAAGGAGGUUACAUUGUUCUAUAGAGGCUUGCUAGGCACUGCUGCAACGCAAAUCUCUGCUAUUAACCCGACCACUAUCAAAGAAGGAACAAUCCUGCAUAGAGAACACCAGUUGAGGCUCAUCCAACCUGUCACUAAGGAGGAAAUACAUGAUAUUUUAUGGGCUAUAUGGGACAAUAAGGCUCCGGGUUGUGACGGCAUGAAUGCAUAUUUUUUUAAGAAGGCUUGGCAAGUUGUAGGGCCUGAUAUCCAGGAUGUUGUGAUGGAGUUUUUCAAGUCAGGUAUUAUGUAUCAACCUAUAAAUUGUACUAAUAUUACUCUGAUUCCAAAGAUUCAGAACCCUUCCAAAGUAACUGAAUUCAGACCUAUAGCCUGUUGCACCACUUUGUACAAGAUUAUUUCUAAAGUCAUUACGAAUAGACUGAGAGGUGUGAUGGAUAUGCUAAUUGAUAAUAAUCCGUCAGCUUUUGUACCCAGUAAAGUUUCAUAUUCUAUCCUGGUGAAUGGUAAUCCUACUCUAUCCUUCCCUGCAAAAAAGGGCCUAAGACAAAGUGAUCAUUUAUCUCGGUAUCUCUUUGUGCUAGUAAUGGAAUAUUUCACGAGAAUUUUGAAGAGGCUUAAGAGAAUUUCAGACUUCAAUUUCCACCCAAAAUGUGAAAAACUCAACAUUAUCCAACUAAGUUUUGCAGAUGACUUGUUGUUCAGUAGGGAGGAUGAAGGGUCUGUUAAACUAAUGUAUGAGUGCUUCUUGGAGUUCUCACAAGCUUCAGGGUUGCAGGCCAAUCGUGAUAAAAGUUCCAUUUAUUUUGGAAGGGUACCACACGGGGACCAGGAGGCUAUACUCAAUACUCUGGGAUUUGUAAGAGGAAGUACCAAAAAAGGUCAUUCAAAGAAGGCACUUGUAGCAUGGGAAAAGUUGUGUCAUCCUAAGGUUGCCAGAGGGAUGAAUCUACUGGAUCUCCAUAUGUGGAAUAAGGCUGCACUUUGCAAGCUCUUGUGGAAUGUAUGUACAACGAAAGACAAGCUAUGGGUCAUAUGGGUACAUACAUACUAUAUAAAAUAUGGAUGCAUAUGGAAAGCUAAGUCUGAGCAGGCUUCAUGGAUGGUGAAAAAAAUCCUAAAUGCAAAGAAGUAUUUGGAUGCUAUUAGCAGGACUGAACCAGAAUUAAUGAGGCAAACUAGCUUUUCUAAGGUUUAUGUUCUCAUGGGGAAUGUAACGCCUAAAGUGAACUGGAGGAGACUUAUAUGUAACAAUUUGGGAUGUCCAAAGUGGAUAUUCAUAUUACAAAUUGCUAUCUUGGAGAAGUUGCUUACUAGAGAUCGAUUAAUGCAAUGGGGUGCACUGGAUUCAGCUUCAUGUUCUCUACGUAACCAGGUUAAUGAGAGUCAUAAUCAUUUGUUCUUUGAAUGUACUUACUCAGGGUGGAUCUGGAGCAAGCUGCUACAAUGGCAGGGUAUUUCUAGAGGUCUUUGUACUUGGCAGGAGGAGAAAAAGUGGGCAAUUACACAUGCAACUGGACAUAGCAUACAAGCAAAGAUAUACGGUAUUUGGCUUGAGAGGAACUCCAGGGUGUUUUUUGAAGGUCGAAAACAGGUGCGACAAAUUAUCCAGGAGAUCCAUGUUUGA
Solanum verrucosum is the source of this 2139-nucleotide messenger RNA. RefSeq lists its product as uncharacterized. NCBI's taxonomy places the organism in Eukaryota, Viridiplantae, Streptophyta, Magnoliopsida, Solanales, Solanaceae. The record is from RefSeq and is a predicted model, not a curated record. The transcript is spliced from 3 exons. The coding region runs from base 1 to 2139 and encodes 712 amino acids.